ACCACUUUUUCUAUAUUUCUCUUCCUAUGCUUUCUUUUCUUCUUAACAAACUACACUCUUUUUUUCUAUUUCUAAGUAAAUAUAUUAUUAUUCUUUUACCACUAAUUCUAAUAAUAUUACAAUACAUUCCGAUUUUCCACUAGCUACUCAUAACAUUGUGUGCUCUUUUUCCGUUGUUUGUUUGUUUAUGUUGCAGUCACAAUGCCUUCUAGGCCAUCCCACGUAAUUAACCAUGAAAAGCCUAAUUUGAUUUCUAACUCGACUAAUAAAUAUUUUUUAAACUUUCAGUCUGUGAAAGAGUUACCUGACUCAUUUGCAUGGGCCCCACAUGGGGAUCCAUGUUCUAUUGAGUCGGAUGUUUUUAAACCUGACUCUGUACCUAUAGUUGACCUAGAGGAUUUAAAAGCCCAUCAACUUAUUGGGCUUGCAUGUAAAUCAUGGGGAGUUUUUCAAAUAAUUAACCAUGGAAUUCCAAAAAGGUUGUUGGAUGACAUUGAGAUUGCUACUAAAAGCCUUUUUGGUUUGUCCGUCCAUCAAAAGCUUAAGGCAGCCCGAUCAUCUGAUGGUAUUACGGGUUAUGGCCCAGCCCGUAUCUCUUCCUUCUUUUCUAAGAGGAUGUGGUCCGAGGGUUUCACCAUUUUGGGCUCUCCACUUGAUCAUGCGCGUCAACUUUGGCCUAAUGAUUAUACAAAAUUUUGCGACAUUAUUGACGAGUACCAAAAGGAAAUGAAUCAACUAGCAAAGAAGCUUAUGCAACUAAUACUAGCUUCAUUGGGCAUACCAAACCAAGAUAUUUUGAAAUGGGCUGAUUUACUCCAAAAUGCAAAUGGAGCUAUCCAAUUAAACUCGUACCCGGUUUGUCCGGACCCAAAUCGAGCCAUGGGUUUGGCGGCUCAUACGGACUCAACAUUGCUAACUAUCCUCCACCAAAGUAGCACGACGGGGCUACAAGUUUUCAAAGACCGAACCGGGUGGGUCACGGUCCCACCUCUUUCAGGUGGGCUUGUUAUAAACAUAGGUGACCUAUUGCACAUCUUAUCAAAUGGGCAAUACCCAAGUGUGUAUCACCGGGCCAUGGUUAAUCGGGUCCAACAACGUUAUUCUAUGGCCUACCUUUAUGGACCCGGGUCAGGAGUUCGGAUCCAACCACUUCCUAAGCUAAUUGAUGCCACUCAUCCUCCUUUAUAUAGGCCCGUUACAUGGAGUGAAUAUUUAGGCAUAAAGGGUGAACAUUUCAAUAAGGCCCUUUCAUUAAUCCGUCUUAAAAACAACAUUAAUCCUCAAAUUAAAUCCUUAAUUACAAGUGAUCAUGAGCCUAAAACCAUUAAAGUUGAUUCUGAUAAGACAAUCCUUGCAGGAUUUGCUUAAUUGAUUAACAAAUUAAUCAAGAGUUUAUGAGGGUUAAUCAUUUUGUUUUUUUCUUGUCAACCUAUAUGGUUUUUUGUUAAUUAAUUAUUAGUUUUUAGUCGUGAGGUUUUUUCUUUAUUUGAUUUUCCUUUCUUUUCAAGACUAAGUUAAUCUUGAAAUUAAGGUUGUAGAUAGUAUUCAUCUCACGAGCUUGCACACUUUGUACUAUUUUAAAUUUAUCAUCAAAUAAAAUUGAUGAAAUAAGUAAGAAUAGAUGUCUCAAUA
This is a messenger RNA of Amaranthus tricolor (Joseph's coat), 1632 nucleotides long. RefSeq names its product gibberellin 3-beta-dioxygenase 2-like. The coding region runs from base 202 to 1368 and encodes 388 amino acids. The record is from RefSeq and is a predicted model, not a curated record. Gene Ontology annotation, biological process: gibberellin biosynthetic process; response to light stimulus. Gene Ontology annotation, molecular function: gibberellin 3-beta-dioxygenase activity. Lineage: Eukaryota; Viridiplantae; Streptophyta; Magnoliopsida; Caryophyllales; Amaranthaceae. The transcript has 2 exons.